AUGGGGUGCUGCCCGUCGAAAUGCCCGGGCACGACGCCCGGUAAGGAGUACGCGGCCACGACGACCGAGGUCGCGCCCAUGUUUCCGUCUUCCGUGAGCGUGGAGCAAGUGGAGCCCAGCAUGGACAACGCAGUGCAAGACAUGCUCAUGGAUCGAGGCGACGGGAAGCCCCUGGACAAGUCGGACGACGGAGAACCGGCACCCGAAGACGACGCCGAGGCUGUGGUCUUCAAGUCGAAGGCUGCUGGUGGGGCUAACGCUGCAGCAGUUGAGCGCCGGCCAGAGGAGGUUGUGCAUGUGCAGUCGCCUCCGUCGCCCCCGCCGUCGCCGCCGAGGAAGUCGUCGCGCAGUGCCGACGACAUCCUGAUAUCGUCCACGUACCACCGCGUGCACAGCGCCGAGGUGGCGAAGCAGCAGGCCAAGCGCCAGGAGGAGCUGAGGCUCGAGGCCGAGCAGCGCGAGCGUGAGGUGCGCGAGUACAAGGCGUCCAUGCAGCUCGCGUGA
This is a messenger RNA of Phytophthora sojae, 504 nucleotides long. RefSeq lists its product as hypothetical. The record is from RefSeq and is a predicted model, not a curated record. The transcript has a single exon. Lineage: Eukaryota; Oomycota; Peronosporomycetes; Peronosporales; Peronosporaceae. Bases 1 to 504 code for a protein of 167 amino acids.